Molecule: messenger RNA, 1518 nt
Organism: Rotaria sp. Silwood1
Lineage: Eukaryota; Metazoa; Rotifera; Eurotatoria; Philodinida; Philodinidae
Source: the annotation of a GenBank genome assembly
AUGGCACAUGAACAUUGUAAUAAAUGUUUUCUAGUUAAUUGUCUUCAUAUAUCUUCUUGUCCAUUAAUUUAUUGUCCUAAUGGAUGUUUUGCUCGUAUGCAUGAAUGUAAACGUCAAGAUCAUGAAUAUAUAUGUUCAAAUGCUUUUAUUUCAUGUUUAAAUGUUAAUUAUGGUUGUCCAUCUAUAAUUCGACGUUCUGAUCUUUCACGACAUUUACGUAUAUGUCCAGCAUCAAUAACAGUUUGUUCAUUUAUGUAUCAUCAUGAAUAUUAUUUAAAUAAUUUAGAAAAUUCUACAAAUAAAAAUCUUAUAGAAAUAAUUGCUUAUCGUGAUAAUAUAUGGCAUGAACAUAUUAUGGCAUUUCAAAAUAAACAACAACAAAUAUAUUCAAAUUUAAGAAAUAAAAAAUUAAAAAAUACUCAAAUUGAACAUAUUAUUCGUAGUGAAAAAUAUCGUUAUAUAACAAUGCCUGAAUGUGUGUUAAGUAGAAGUGAUGGUGUUAUAUGUAGUACAUGUCGAAAACAUCUUAGACAAUUAGAAGAAAAUGAAGAUCAACGUCUAUCAGAACUUAGUGAAGAGGAACGAAAACAAAUGAUUGAUUUUAAUUUAAAUUAUGAUAUUUCUUCUGAUAAAAUAUUAGUACCAUCUCUAGUCAAAAUGUCUUCCACAUUAGUUAAUUCAUCUGAUAUAUCAAAACUUUCAUCUUCAAAUUCUUUGACAACAAAUUCAAUAACAGAAUCAGUUGAAAAUAAUUCAAUGUCUAUUAUAUCUGAUAUGGAAUUACCAACAUCAUUUAUUUAUCGUUUAAAUUAUUUUUCUUCAAAUACACAUUACAAACCAUUAACAUCAUUUAAUAAAAGACCUGUAUUUUAUUGUCAUGCUUUAUGUCGUCGUGAUGAAAUUGAACAACAUUGGCAUAUACAUUUUCGUAUUGAUUGUAUUCUUAAUUUAUCACUUAUUCAACAAUGUCCAAAAUCUCAAUAUGGUUGUAAAUUUCAAUAUGAACGUCUUGAACCAUGUCAAUUUAAUGGACAAUCAAUUCAAAUACGUUUUGAUCAAAUGAAUGAUGCUAUUGCUUUUGAUUGGUAUCCAAAUAUAAAUGAAGAUUAUAAUAAUGAAUUAGAUUUUUUUCGAUUACCAUCAGAAAUACUUACGAAUAUUUUACUUAAAUUGGAUAGUUUAUCAUUAAGAAAUAUUUCACUUGUUUGUCGUCGUUUACGUGACUUAUGUCAAGAUUUAUUACCUUCACGAGGUAUUGUAGUUACUGAACAUGAACGUAAUGUACUUUCACAUGGAGAUGUUACUUGGAUCGAACGACAAAAACAUUGGUUAUUUACAAAUACUUCAUCUGCCGUUCCAAAAUGGCAAUUAAAAACUCCAAACAAAUCAACAUCAUUAACUCAACAUUUAAUAACAUGUCCAUAUGGUGAAACGAAAGAUCUACAAAAUGAACCACCAUUUGCUUUAAUCGAAUGGAAUAAAGAAAAUUCAGUAUUGAAACCUACUGUAUCAGAAUAA